This is a messenger RNA of Nicotiana attenuata, 1467 nucleotides long. RefSeq lists its product as uncharacterized. NCBI's taxonomy places the organism in Eukaryota, Viridiplantae, Streptophyta, Magnoliopsida, Solanales, Solanaceae. Bases 1 to 1467 code for a protein of 488 amino acids. The record is from RefSeq and is a predicted model, not a curated record. The transcript has 3 exons.
AUGGAUGAGAACGAGAUGGUCAGUGUCUUCUUGCAAGCCCAAGAGGCUGAUGACUUCCAAAACAUGAUGUCUGCUAUGGGCAAGCCAUUUGUUGAAGCUAUAAAGAUUGGAGAAAUGGUAGAGAAUGGUUUGAAAAUAGGUCGUAUCCUGAGCCAGUCAGCUAUAAGAGCCACCUCUCAAGAAAUCCAGAGCGGGUCGGGGGCUACAGCAAACCGAAAAAAGAAAGAAGAGGUAGCAAUGAUGACCUCAAGUCUGAGAAAUCCUCAUCAACCCCGAGGGGCCGAGGGGCAUGAUACUGAAGGUUGCUGGACCCUUAAGAGAGCAAUCGAGAACCUGAUAGAGCAAAAGCGGAUAGUUUUGAGGGAUGAGGAGAUUCCCAAUGUUACCAAUAACCCACUGCCGGCUCACAACAACGGGCCAGUUAUUGGGAUGAUUUGUGAAGACAGAGAGUUCAACCCAGCUUUGAAGGCUAUCAUUGCUAUCGUCCAUGUUGAAAAGAAGACCAAAGCUGCAGCAAAGCCAGCUAAAGACGAGAAGAAAAGCAACUCCACUCCUCAAAGAAUAGAAAAGACUGUGGAGUCCCAAACAGGGGCAGUACCUCCUAAAGAUGUCGUUCUUUAUGUUCCCAGGGCCCCCAGAAAAGAACAAUUAGUGUUAAGUCCCCCCAAAAGGUUUGAGCUAGACAAGGGACCUAAGAUGUACGUACCAAAGGGGAUUUAUGUGGCGCGGGAGCCGAUAAUUUCACCCAGGCUGAAUGAGCCUGUGGUUAUCAGCCGCGCACUACAGAAUCCCAUGAAGGACCCCACUGCCGUCCCAUGGAAUUAUAACAAAACAGUGGUAACGUACAAAGGAAAAGAAAUCAUGGGGGAAGUGAAUGAAACAAACCCUUCUAGGGAGUACCUUAAUCUGGAAGAGUUGAACAAGACCAAACAGAACCGUUUCCCGCUUAAAAAGCCAGUCAGUGCUGAAGAGGCAGAGGAAUUCUUACGAAAGAUGAAAACCUCGGAGUAUGAUGUAAUUUACCAACUCCGGAAGUCUCCCUCCAGUCGAAAUGACUUGCCUCCGGAAGGGGCUGCCCACAACAUAGCUCUCCAUUUGACUGUUAAAUGUGAAGGAUACUACGUGAAGAGAGUUAUGUUGGAUGGCAGAUUUGGGGUCAACAUCUGUCCUCUCUCGACCUUGCAGAGAAUGGAAAUUGGGACUGAAAGAAUUAGGCCCAACAAUAUUUGUGUACGCGCUUUUGAUGGCGUCAAAAGAGAUACCAUAGGGGAGAUUGAUUUAAUCCUAACUAUCGGCCUUGUGGAUUUUGAAGUGACAUUUCAAGUUUUAGACAUGGACACCUCCUACAAUUUCUUCCUAGGAAGGCCUUGGAUCCAUGCUGCAGGUGCCGUACCUUCUACUCUUCACCAGAUGGUUAAAUUUGAAUACGAAAACCAAGAAAUCGUGGUCCAUGGAGAAGAUGAGUAG